ACAAUAUCACCAUGGAGAUCAUCGUGUUUUUCUCGCUGUUGCUUUCAGUCUGCACUGUUUCAGCAAAUCUGGCUGAAGCAGAUAAGUCUUCAAACCAACAACCCUGUCCACAGGACACCCAAGCUGUGCUUAGAGAGCUGACCGCCUCAGUGGCUGUGCAGAAAGAGCAGAUCACGGUCCUACAGAAAGAGACUGAAGAAAAGACAGCAAAGCUGAAGAGUGAAAUUGACCAGCUGAAGCUGCAGUCUACAGAUCGUGCAGCAAAUCUGGAGACUGAGAUUGACGCGCUGAAGCAGGAGCUACAAGCCACACAUGUGGCUUUCUCAACAGCUGUGGUUCUUCCAGGCAGUGGACCAUACAUCGGACCCUUUAACACAGAGACCACUCUGAUCUUCAAACAUGUUAUCACGAACAUUGGAAAUGCCUACAAGCCAUCCACAGGUAUUUUCACUGCACCAGUGAGAGGAGCCUACCACUUUGAGUUGCACAUGUUUGGACAUGGUGGCGUUGCUGUGGGUGCUUAUUUGUACAAGAACGAAGGGCCCGUUGUUAUUGCAUAUGAACACCAAACAGCAGGUGGAGAACUGAGUGGCUCUAAUGGAGCCUCGCUGCUUCUAGAGGUUGGAGAUCAGGUGUUUGUGCGUCUCCUCAACGGUAGAAGGAUAUAUGACAAUGAUAAUCAUCAUACCACCUUCAGUGGUCAUCUGAUUUUCACCAUGUGAGAGGUGUGACAGCUCCAACACUUCCUGUUUGGCCUGUCCUGUGUGGGCGGAGCUUAGACAUUUUUAGUAGUAAAACAGGAAGUAAAUCACCUGCUAGAAUCAGUUUCUUGCUCUCUCUCUCUUUCUGGUUGGGUUCUAGUUUUGUGUUUAUUUGUUUCUACUUCUCCUCUGAUUCUACUGACUCAGAUAAUUUACUUCUUCUUCUUAUCUUUGAUUCAAAUAAAUCCAGUUAAAUGCUCAGUGA
Messenger RNA from Oreochromis aureus, 966 nucleotides. Its product is annotated as complement C1q-like protein 2. Gene Ontology annotation, molecular function: protein binding. The record is from RefSeq and is a predicted model, not a curated record. The transcript has 5 exons. Bases 12 to 722 code for a protein of 236 amino acids. Lineage: Eukaryota; Metazoa; Chordata; Actinopteri; Cichliformes; Cichlidae.